GAUCUUGACGCCACCGGCUAAAAUACAACUUCCGUCCGAGGAUUUCCUCCUCGUGGUUAUUAUAAAAGAUAAUUUCUCGUAAAUAUAAUGGCUAACCGAUCAUCCGAACAACGCUCUAAGCAUGAGAAAAGAAAAAAUAAUUCUCGCGAAUCAAAAGAUUCGCCACUCCAACUGACAGCCUCAUUCUACAAAAGAGAAGAUGAAAGCAUAAGUAAAAGAACUAUCAAAAAAGAUGUAUCAGAUCAUUUGAAAGCUGUUGCUACGAUUGAGGAGCAUCUAACACAACUUAAGCAACUGCGGCGUGAUAAUUCAAAUACAGAAAAGAUUGAUUUCUUAAAAGCGUCUAUUACUGCUCACUUCGUAACACUAAAAACUGUAAAUAGAACUUCAAAGACACGACUCAAUGAUGCUAGAAAUAGAACUGAAGAAUCAAAAAAAUUAGCCGAUGAGAAAUAUUUGGAUUUGCAAAAUUUGCAAUAUGAAUUAGGACAUUUUAAGAAGGAAAUUGACAAAUGCUUGCAAUUUAAAUCUGAUGAUGGAGAUAUAGAUUUAGUAGAUGUGGAACAAUUCUACUCGGAAGCUCCUCCGCGCUUGGCUAAUGAAGCGACUAAAACAGAUGAACAUAAGCAGAAAUUAUUCAGACUGGAAUACGAACUGGAACAGAGGAAAUCUUUAGCAGACGAGUAUAAAACGCUCUGCGACGAAAGGGAUAAUAUUGUCAGUAUUGCCGAUGGUCAAAGAAAUAAGUUGGAAGCUUUAAAACCGAAAUUAGAAUGUUUGCUGGAAAGUUCUCAACCUCUUCAGGACUACUUAGAAAUACCAAUUGAUAAGACAAAAGAUUUACAUUCAAAAGCAAAUCUCUUAUCUCGCCCUUUGUAUACAUUAUUUCUCCAGUUGGAUUCUUACGCAAAAGCCUGUGAUCACUCUGUUACAGUCGACAUUGUUGGAGAUAUUAGUGAAGCCAUGUUAGAAAGGAAUGGCUUACCGGACAAUUUCGACAGUGAUAGUGGCCAAGAAGAUGAUGUGGAUAAAGAAGAAGUUGUGAAAAAAAAGAGAAGAGGAAAACACGCCGUUCAAAAGAUAACAACCGAUGUUAAAAAACAAAAAGUUUUACAUUGCUAUCCAUUACAUAUUAAGCUAAAUAUUCAACUACCAAAGGCAAACGAUACUUUUCAAUUGACCUUUAGAUACUUAACUGUUUUGAAACUAAUAACCGUUCAUGUAUCGAUUCCCUCUUUGACUAAUAUCCCAGAAGUGAAAAGUUAUGAAGAUAUUCUCAAUACUAAUACCCUUUUCUCUUGCCUCUAUAAAGAUGAUACAGGUGAAUAUGUUCCUGACUCAAUUACAAAACAACUGCUUUCUAAGAAUGGUGUAAAGGACAUGGACGACUGUUUUGAAAACAUCGGUAAACCUUAUAUUUGGGCUCAAAAGAUAUCUGGUUUACAAAUUUUAACGGAGAGUCAGAGUUGUCUGGAAAUAGAUCCAUCAAUUCAAGAUACUAUUAAAAGAAUAAGAGACAGAGUAAUAUAUCGGUUAUCAUUGAGGAAACAAAUAUCAGAUCUAGAAAAUCUCGCUACGCUAAAGAAAUUAAAUCCUCCAGUUAAAUUGGAAUUCUCAGAAGAAUGGAAAAAAAUUAGCGAGGAAGAUGUUCGUGAAGAAUGCGGUGAAACGUCAAAAAUGUUUGGCAUUCUAUGUAAUCCAACCUAUCUAAAAUGUAAAGCAAACCUUAGCAAUUAUAAAAUUGAAUUAAUUCUGGGCUUGGCAUGUGAUUUUCCAUCAACAACCUCUCUUUGGCGUGUUCAAAUUGAAAACAAUAAUAAGAUAUUCAACUGUUGUAACAACGCUGCCUUAAGAACAAUUGAAUAUACUACAAAUUCAAUUCCCACCGAUCCUAAUCUUAUAAUAAAUGAACAAUUUCAUCUAUUACUUCAAUCAAUACAAGUCUGGUGUGUAUCGAAUCAUCAGGAUGAAACGGAACAAUCCAUUGCGGAUAUAAAUUGUGUUGCUCAGCGGUUUACAAGGGGAAAGUCAAGGGACACACCAAUGUACUUUAAUCGUAAAGGAUUUUAUGUGCAUGACUUAAACAACUAA
This is a messenger RNA of Dimorphilus gyrociliatus, 2091 nucleotides long. The record is from the annotation of a GenBank genome assembly. Lineage: Eukaryota; Metazoa; Annelida; Polychaeta; Dinophilidae.